CCGCUAUUAUGAGACUUAUAAUUUAUUUACCUUCAGGACGUUACUCAAGCGUCUAAUAUGAGUAGAUGAGAUUUUAUAUGUAUAAACUAAAGAAAGUAGGUUUAUAAGUGUAGCCAAGGUGAGGGGGUAUUUUUUUUUUAGCAAAUUAUGUAAAAUAUAUUUCUUCUCCGCCAUUAUACUAUACUACAUUUAUGUAGAAAGAUGUUUUUUCUUACCUAUUUAUGUAUAUAAAUAUAUCCACUUCAAUCUUUAAUUCUGAACAUGUUAGAAUCUAUCCCGGGGAAAAUAUUCGUUAUUGGUGUCUCGAUACUUAUUUCAUUUAUUGCGUAUUCUUCUCAGUUAAUAUUGUUUUUACCUGCUUACGGCGGAUGGAAUUUAAAAAGCUUAAUCAGAUUAUUACCCCUGAAUGCAUUAGUCAUGAUGGUAUUUUACAAUUACUAUUUAGCUGUAGUAACAGAUCCAGGCAAGAUUCCUACUGGCUGGGAACCGCCUUCUUCACUUGUAAUAUUCAAAGAAAUACCUUCAGAAGGAAUCACAGGUCCACGUUACUGUAAAUCGUGUCAAGUAUAUAAACCACCUAGAAGUCAUCAUUGUCGAUAUUGUCGUCGUUGUGUUUUAAAGAUGGAUCAUCAUUGUCCUUGGAUUAACAACUGUGUUGGUCAUGCUAAUUAUGGUCAUUUUAUGCGGUUUAUUAUCUUUGCUGAUCUUGCCUGUCUUUAUGUUAUUUUAUUGCUUGUUGGACGAGUAAGAGCUAUUAUGGAUGCUAUCCGUCAUUUUCAGUUUGAUGCCGAGCCUACAACGAUUGAAAUCAUUUUUAUGGUUUUGAAUUUUGUAUUUGCAUUUAUUGUUUUAUUUUGUGUUGGUAUUUUAACAGGUUAUCAACUCUAUUGCCUUUCAAAAAAUCAAACGAAUAUUGAGGCUUGGGAAAGAGGAAAAGUAGAAGAUUUAAUUAGAAGAGGAAAAAUAUCGCCUGUCAAUUAUCCUUUUGAUGUUGGAUUUUAUAGAAAUAUACGUGAAGUAUUAGGAUCAAAUCCUUUACUUUGGCUUUGGCCACAGAAGAUGCAAGGAGAUGGCUUAACAUUUCCCAUGACGCCAGAAACAGACCCUCGUUUACCUUAUUAUUGGCCACCACGAGAUCCUGACGAUCUUAGGCCUUCUAUUUUUUCUUCAAAGUAUAAGCGUCAACAAGAGAUUCAACGACUUUUAAAAGAAGACCCUGAUGCUGCUAGAGCAUUAGAAGAAGAAUCUGAGGGAUAUUAUGAUUCAGGUAGCUUUAUAUCAGAUAGUGAAGCCGAAUAUUCAAUAGACGAUGAAGAGGAAGGCAUGAAGCGUUUAAUGAAUCAACGUUUAUAUGAUUUGUCUGGAACCUAUUUUGAACAUACAAGUACAUUAAUGGGGAAGCACUAUAAUAAUAAUAAUAAUAAUAGAGAUGCAUUAUUAUUUGACAAAGAUGAGGAUGAGGAUGAAGAUGAUAGCAGUAAUGAUGAUACCAUCUCCUUAUCUACAUUUGCUUUUAGGAAGAAGUCUUAUCCUUCAACAAAAGAAGAUUAAAUGGAAUUAUUUCCUUUUACAAGUAUAUAUAAUAAUAAGUUGAAUGUAAAUAAAUAUAUAGCAGUAGAUACAUACGUAAUGUCUGCUAAUAACUGUCACUUC
Messenger RNA from Cokeromyces recurvatus, 1653 nucleotides. RefSeq names its product DHHC palmitoyltransferase-domain-containing protein. Bases 262 to 1551 code for a protein of 429 amino acids. Gene Ontology annotation, molecular function: protein-cysteine S-palmitoyltransferase activity. The record is from RefSeq and is a predicted model, not a curated record. NCBI's taxonomy places the organism in Eukaryota, Fungi, Mucoromycota, Mucoromycetes, Mucorales, Mucoraceae. The transcript is spliced from 3 exons. Gene Ontology annotation, cellular component: endoplasmic reticulum membrane.